AUGAUUAUUGUAUUUGUAUCUAUCCGUCGGCGCUCCGUCCCGAGGUUUCUCGAGCUAAUAUAAUAACAAGACAAAAAAAUAAUCUGAACAAGAGCCUUCUGUGUGUUUCUUCUUUUCAUAAUAAAAAAAGAAACACCAACUCUCAUCUCUUGUCUCUCCACCUCUUAUCUCUCUCUCUAGUCUCUACAAGCUCUAUGCCUCAAGACGAUCCUGAAGCCUUUGUUUGCGCCGGUGGCUUUGACGGGAAGAUCGCAUGCGAGGAGUCUACCUUCGCCGAUGACCCGAAAACUCGACCUUACAACUCCGCCGCGAGUCCGGCUGAUUUUCCGCCGGAAUCUUAUUUCUUGUCCAAAGAUGCUCAGCUCGAGUGGCUCACCGACAACGCCUUCUUCGACCGUAGAGAAUCGCAUAGAGGAAACUCAGUGAAUAAUAUCAACUCGAACCCUAGCUCUCAACGGUACUCCAAAGCGUCGAUCAUCGGUUUGCCGAAGCCGCAGAACACGUGCUUAAACGAGGCCAAGCAGCGGAGAAACGUCGGCAAAACCGAUAAAAACAAGAACCGUACGGGGUUCUUGAAACGGGUCGGGUCACGAACGAAGACGGAUCUUUCGCUUCUUCGCGAGCCUUCUUCUCCUAAUGUCUCGUGCAUGGGUAGAGUGAGAUCCAAAAGAGAACGUAGCCGCCGUAUGCAACGUCAAAAAUCGGUUCGACCGGAGAAGCCAAACCGGGUCAAGAAACCCGGGUUUAUGGCGAGUUUCAGAGCUAUCUUUCGUAUAGGAGGCGGCUGCAAACACGCGCCAUCCCGUGGGACCCACACGCCGCCGAGUAGGGCACGUGGUGACAUCAGGAGCCGGCUUCCACCGGAAAAGGAUGAACCGGGAGCUUCCGGUUUGGGUGGGAUGACCCGGUUCGCUUCCGGAAGAAGAGGGAAUUUGUUAGGUGGGGUUGUUGACGUGUCGUGACAAGUGUAAUGUUAGUGAUUGGUUGGUUUUGGUGGGACCUGUUUUAACUGUUGUUGUGUUUGAAAUAUCGUUGGCGCUGACGCGGCAAAGUGGUUUAAGGGCAUCAUUAACGCUGAAACUCUUUAAAGGUUUCUAAAAAAAAAAUUAUAUUAAUAUUUAAUUAUUUUAGUGUUUUGAAACGUUGCAGGAACGACAACUGUCUCAAAAUAUGUGGAACCGGUUCCAAAACUUACUAAAUAGGAACCUUUUGGCUGUUUCUCUUUCAUGAUUUAUUAAUUUUCAUUUAAUUUUAAUUCUUAAGAACUCCUAUAUAUCUUUGCGUUAAAGGUGCUCUAACGUUCUUCAGGAACACACGGCAACGCGAUGGCGGUGAUUCUUAUCCACCAACCACACCUUGUACUGUUUAUGUAGAUUUUUUCACAUUAUAAUCAUUGAUAUUUCUUUUUUUUUAUUAUUGUAAAUUGUUAUAGAAAUACAUUUGUAUUUAUUAAUCAGUCAAAGCAUACUUCUACCACCACUA
Brassica napus (rape) is the source of this 1482-nucleotide messenger RNA. RefSeq lists its product as uncharacterized. Lineage: Eukaryota; Viridiplantae; Streptophyta; Magnoliopsida; Brassicales; Brassicaceae. The transcript has a single exon. Bases 195 to 962 code for a protein of 255 amino acids. The record is from RefSeq and is a predicted model, not a curated record.